This is a messenger RNA of Penicillium verrucosum, 2865 nucleotides long. RefSeq lists its product as uncharacterized. Lineage: Eukaryota; Fungi; Ascomycota; Eurotiomycetes; Eurotiales; Aspergillaceae. Gene Ontology annotation, cellular component: endoplasmic reticulum. The coding region runs from base 1 to 2865 and encodes 954 amino acids. The record is from RefSeq and is a predicted model, not a curated record. The transcript has 3 exons. Gene Ontology annotation, molecular function: phosphatidylinositol-4-phosphate phosphatase activity. Gene Ontology annotation, biological process: phosphatidylinositol dephosphorylation.
AUGCCCGCUUUAUUGCGCAAAUUGGCCAUCGUCGCCGCGGUCGACGGCCUCAUCCUGCAUACUCAGGCCAGCGGACCACGGCAUACCGCUGGUAGUAAUAAUGAGGCUUCAUCCAUCCGCAUCGACUAUAAGACGAACAAAAUCACUGCGUUGCCCGUUUCCGCCUCGGAGCCCCUUGGCGGAAAGGACGCCCUAGAGGCCUACGGUCUUAUAGGUCUUUUAUCUGUCGCUUCAUACUCAUUUCUCAUUUCCAUCACACAGCGCCAGCAAGUAGCGCAGAUCCAAGGUCGCCCGAUCUACGCGGUAACCAAUGUCGCGAUUAUCCCAAUCUCAUCCCAGGCAGAUGCCUCCCGCGCAAUUACACAAGCCAGGAAAGAAUCAGCGCAGGAAGAAGUCACCAUCGAAUCGUCCUCCGACGAAGAUGAUCUUUCCGAUAAGGAAACCGACAGAGCCGAAGCGGAGGCGGAGGCGGAGAUGGGCAGCGUGCCCACAUCACCUACUCGCGAUACAUCUCAUGCCCGCGGCCCCAGUAUCGGCAGUAUUGCAGAAGAUGUGAUUGCGAAGAAAGUCCGCUUCGGCAGGUUUGCAGCCAAUUGGCUAUCGCGCAAAAAUCUGGGCUUGCCCGGACCCGGAGCUCUAGAGCAGGAUGUGCCAGAGUCUCCCUUUGACGAAGCUUCCAUUUCUUCGGGUGAUGCCAGCGAGGCAAAACAUGAAGCUGUAAAUGAAGCUCUCUCUGAAGAGACUGGGGCUCAGAAUGAGCCUGAUCGGCCUAAAUCUAGCCAGGCUGCUGAAUUACUGCCGAAACUGCUUCGCUAUACGAAACUCUUGUUUGCAUCGCAUAACUUUUUCUUUGCAUAUGAUUAUGAUCUUACACGCCCUUUACAUACACAGGAAGCUCGGAAAGAUCAGCUUCCCCUCCACAAAGUUGUGGAUCCAUUGUACUUUUGGAAUAGACAUUUGAUGAACAAGUUUAUUGAUUAUGGGGCUCAUGGCUUUGUUCUGCCAUUGAUUCAAGGCUUUGUCGGCCAACGAGAAUUCACAAUCGCUGGAGCUGAGAGGAAACAAUCUUCAACAGACUCAGUGGAACUCGCAGAAGGCCGAAUCCUCGGUGAAAAACACGAGGCCGAGGCUGUUGAGACUAAUGCCAGCAAGCGUGACUAUCUUCUAACUCUCGUUUCUCGACGGUCUGUCGAGCGACCAGGUCUCCGUUACCUGCGCCGUGGUGUCGAUGAUGAGGGCAACACAGCCAACACGGUUGAAACCGAGCAGAUUCUCUCCGUUCCGGAGUGGACACCGUCUCACCCUGCCUACUCAUAUUUGCAAGUUCGGGGUUCCAUUCCCCUUUAUUUCUCACAGUCGCCAUAUGCCUUGAAGCCAGUUCCAGUACUUCAUCACACUGCGGAAACGAAUCUCCUUGCAUUCAGUAGGCACUUCCGAGAGUUCAGUCGACGGUAUGGAAAUGUCCAGGCUGUCUCUCUUAUUGACAAGCUGGCCGGUGAAUUGAAGCUAGGAGAGCAAUAUGAGCGAUACACUGAAUCCUUUAAUGCCGCCGGUGGGAUCGAUGGUAAGCCAUUGCAACUUGAAUGGUUUGACUUCCAUCACGAGUGCCGCGGCAUGAAGUUUGAAAAUGUAUCUCGCCUGGUCGAUCGACUGAAAGAUACAUUGAAUGAGUUCUGCUACACCAUUGUUGCAGACAGCGAUGUCCUGCAGACCCAGAAGGGAAUCAUUAGAACCAAUUGCAUGGAUUGCCUUGAUCGUACUGGGGUUGCCCAGUGUGCAUUCGGCCAAUGGGCCCUUGAGCGUCAACUGGAACAUGAAGGCAUUGAUAUUGAUAUUGGGGGUCAUUCUUCCACUCAAUGGUUCAAUACGCUUUGGGCAGACAACGGCGAUGCCAUCUCUAAGCAGUAUUCAUCAACUGCAGCCCUGAAGGGUGAUUACACCCGCACACGCAAGCGAGACUAUAGAGGCGCCCUCAACGAUUUUGGACUGACACUUUCCCGCUACUAUAACAACAUCGUAAACGACUUCUUCUCUCAAGCCUGUAUCGACUACCUCCUAGGCAACGUCUCGACCCAAGUUUUUGAUGAGUUCGCCAUCCAGCUCCAGACCACCGAUCCAGGAAUCUCAGUCCAGAAACUGCGCCAGAACGCCAUUGACACAAGCUGCAAGAUAGUUAUCAGUAGCCCCUCUGAGGAAUUUCUAGGCGGUUGGACCAUGCUGACACCCCGUCAACCUAACACCCUUCGCACCCUGCCCUUUGGGGAAUCUGUCCUCCUUUUAACCGACGCCGCAGUCUACAGCUGCCGCUUUGACUGGGAGACUGACAAAGUGCUGUCCUUUGAGCGCAUCGACCUCCGCUCCAUCUCGCGCAUUCACUAUGGCACAUACGUCACAUCCAUAUUGACAGGGAGCCAAGCCAACGAGGCGACCAACGUCGGUCUCGUCAUAGUAUACCGUGAUGGCGACACAAACACCCUCCGUGUAAAUACCAGAUCCCUGCAGAGCGAUGUCGACCUCAGUACGCUCGAGACCACCGCCAGCGCCAACAGUGAAUGGGACCUUGUUUCCUGGCUGCGGGGUAGCAAGCGUGCGACCACGCGGUUCGUCGCAUUCAAGGGCCUGCCGCUAUCGAACCCGGUGGCUAGUCCGCGGCUUGGGCCUAGCGCUGGGAGUGUUCGGGAGAUGGAUCGGAUUCGCUCGGUCUGUUUGGAUAUCGAGCGGGCGAUGCUUGCGAGUCAGGGUCGUGACGUUGAGGCGGUCUCUCUGGUUGAACGGUCUGAUAUCAUCUCUUUGGCGGAUGCUAAGAAGAGGACUGGAUGGUUAGAAUAUCUGGUGUAUGAUCUUAAGAAGAUGGUUUGGGCGUGA